Biomphalaria glabrata is the source of this 6548-nucleotide messenger RNA. Its product is annotated as collagen alpha-1(I) chain-like. The record is from RefSeq and is a predicted model, not a curated record. Bases 361 to 5457 code for a protein of 1698 amino acids. Gene Ontology annotation, molecular function: extracellular matrix structural constituent. Lineage: Eukaryota; Metazoa; Mollusca; Gastropoda; Planorbidae. The transcript is spliced from 60 exons.
AUCCCGGUGGUGGCGCUCCGUGCUGCCAACUCCGAGGCGCGUGAGUUUCCAGACGUCAGUGCGAAGAGACCACAGACACCCACGGAGCUGACUGGCUAGCCUGGGUGCUGUGCCCUACCUUCGACUGAGAAUUGUAGGAGGGGGAGUUGUUUUUUCCCUAUAGAAAUGAGGACUUGAGAAAACAAUAAUAACAACAAGAACGUUUGAUUCUUUCUCGUCGGUGAAUUGUGGCUGGAUUAAACGUCAUACAAUUACAUUAGCGUAGUGGAAGGAGUUGUAGGACCUUUUUUUUACAGACAUGAUCAAAGUUUAAAAUUUGUUUGAAAAGUUUGUGAAUUUGUUUAUCGUCCCCUAAACACCAUGGCGUUGGGGUCAAGAGAACGAAUUGCCAUGGUUACCCAAAAUUUGCUCAAAUUACUGCCCUUUUGCCUGGUGCUCAUGCAUGUCCCCUGGUCAAUAGGUGCCAAUGUUGACUUGCCAGAUGAUGCCGUUGAUGUCAUUGAGGCCUUUGAAUUCAGGUUCCUGACUUCCGAACAAGGUGUAGAGAAAGUGGCUGGCUUCUGCCCCAGGAGGGUUGUGUCCGAGGAGGCCGAGGAAGAAGGCUACGUGGAAGACCCCGCCUGGAGGAUCACUUCGGGAGAAACUAUACCUCACAAGAAAAUUAUCGAAGUGUUUAAAGAUGGAAUACCCCAGGACUUUUCUCUCAUUAUGACCCUGAGACCCGAUGAGGGAACGGAAGGAAAAGUGUUUUCACUCUACAGUGAUGCCAAGGCUCACGAGAUCAUGUCCUUUGAGGUGGGCGCAAAGAGCCAGUUCGUCUACAGUGACAUCCACGACACACCCGGGGAGCCAUUGGUCUUUAAUUUGCCAUUGAACGAUGGACAGUGGCACAGGGUAGCGCUUAGCGUGAAAGGCAAGUCUGUCACAUUGUUCAACAACUGCCUUCAGCUGGACACAUAUAAUCUAAACAGAACCUUGCCAGCCGAGAUGGAGACAGACGGACUCAUGUUUGUAGCAUUCCAGUUGACGGAAGAAACCAAAAGUUUUACUGGUGUUAUUCAAGACCUUAUUUUCUUGGCGGACCCUGGAGCAGCCUAUGAACAUUGCGAACGAUUUUGUCCAGACUGUGAUGUUGCACUGCCCUAUAUGGUAUCACAUACUAUUCAGAGCUCUUCUGGAUCUUCUGGAUCUAAAGUAACGAAAAUUAUCAAAACAGAAGUGGAAGGAUUAAAUUAUACAACUAGCGAAGGAGGAGAAGGGUCUAAAGUUACCUUGGAAUAUAAUGCUGCAGAACUGCGAGACGUCACCUAUAGAUCUGGUCCACCAGGCCCACCUGGACAGAGAGGUUCUCCUGGCCCACCUGGACUUAAAGGCGAGUCUGGCCCUGCAGGUAAAAGUGGUAUAGAUGGAAACCCAGGUAUUCAAGGUCCUCCAGGCCAUGUGUUUGUUUUCCCGAUGAACUGGGACAACAAACAGAGCAACCAGGCCGAACAGUUUAGAGUUUUAUUGGAUCAGCACAUGUUGGCCAUGAGAGGUGCCCCUGGUGCCCAGGGUAUGACUGGACUACCUGGCAAAGCUGGUUCACCUGGACCUGUAGGAGACAAAGGUGAUGUUGGAAAUACAGGUGAAAUGGGCCCCAUGGGACCAAUGGGUCUGCCUGGUCUACCUGGACCUAUAGGAAAACGUGGACGAGCUGGCAAAGAUGGUGAGCGUGGUGUGAUGGGUCUUCCUGGUGAUAAGGGUUUAACUGGAUUCCCAGGACAGCCUGGUAUGCCUGGUGAAAAAGGUCACAGAGGUGAGCCUGGUGUGCCUGGUGAGCCUGGGCCAACUGGUCAAGAUGGAGAACAGGGUGAUCCUGGUGAGAUUGGUCCAAUGGGAUCUCCAGGUGAAAUGGGUCCCAGAGGUUUUGUGGGUCCACGUGGAAGACCGGGUCCAAUUGGACCACCUGGACUGCCUGGCGGGGAAGGUCCAAUCGGUCCUAAAGGUGAUCAGGGACCAAUUGGAGGCCCCGGUGCCCCAGGACAGACUGGUCCAGUUGGACAACCAGGUCCUCCUGGUCCUAUAGGCCCUCUUGGACCUGCUGGUGUACCUGGAGCUACUGGAAAACCAGGUUUGCCUGGACUGCCUGGACCAAUGGGACCUGCUGGACUACAAGGUCCACAAGGUACUUCAGGAGCAAAGGGGGAUCUGGGACCUCAAGGUCAACAGGGUGUCAUAGGUUAUCCUGGUCCACGUGGUGUUAAAGGUGAUGAUGGCACACGAGGUCCUAAUGGAGAAAAAGGAGACAGGGGUGUUAUUGGUAAUGAUGGUUUACCUGGAGAUUUGGGAGAGAAGGGAGAGAAAGGACUGAGAGGACUUUCAGGCGCACCAGGACCAGAGGGUGUUGAAGGGCCAAAGGGUGACUUUGGACCACCAGGAGAAGCAGGUGCCCCAGGUGUAGCUGGUGAAAAAGGACGCAUUGGUGUGCCUGGAUUCCCUGGAUAUCCUGGACCUAAUGGACCUAAGGGAGAACAAGGCAGACUUGGAAGAAGAGGUCGUAGAGGUUUACGAGGAAAACCUGGUUUGAUUGGACCACAAGGUGAACAGGGUGAAGCUGGUGUCAGGGGUCAAAGGGGAGAAAGAGGUAAACAAGGCAUUCAAGGUCCACCUGGUAGCAAGGGUGACCCUGGCUCACCAGGACCACCAGGAUUUAGUGGAGAACAAGGCAUUCAAGGACCACAAGGACCACCUGGAUUGAUGGGGCCACCUGGACCAAAUGGUGUACCUGGUGAUAAUGGACAUCCAGGACCACCUGGCGACCGUGGAGAAGCUGGCAUUCCUGGUAAUCCUGGAUCACCUGGACCUGUUGGAGUUAUGGGCCCACCUGGACCUAAUGGUGAGCCAGGACCAGCCGGAGAUAGAGGUACACCAGGCAACCCUGGUCCCCCAGGUGAUACUGGUGUACCAGGAUCUGCUGGAAAGACUGGACCACCUGGACCUGCUGGACCUGCUGGUGUUGCUGGACCUCCCGGACCUCCUGGAACUGUUGGUGGACCUGGUGACAGAGGUUAUCCUGGACCCGAGGGUAAAGCUGGCAUCCCAGGACCUCCAGGACCUGAAGGACCAACAGGACCACCUGGUGAGAAAGGCUCACAAGGCUUACCUGGCAUUGCAGGCGCUGCUGGUUCAGGGGGUCCACCUGGCCCACCUGGCAAUCAAGGAAAAAGAGGAGAAAAAGGAAAUGCUGGUCCAGAGGGAGCCCAAGGACAACCAGGAGCACAAGGACCUGCAGGCCCAAGGGGCUACAGAGGACCUGCUGGACCUAUUGGUCCACCUGGCAUGAAUGGAGACAAGGGUGACCAAGGCCCACCUGGUGAAAGGGGAGAGAAAGGUGGCUAUGGACCUCAGGGACCCCCAGGCCCACAAGGACCAGUUGGCUUACAAGGACCACCAGGACCUCCUGGCCCUUCUGGUGACCCAGGUGUCAGAGGAGUUCAAGGAAUCCCAGGAAUGAAGGGAUCUGAAGGCCCCAGAGGUUUAGUUGGACCUGUUGGUCCUCAAGGUCUACAAGGUUUACCAGGAGGACCUGGUGAAAAAGGCAAUCAAGGAGAAUUUGGAAAGACGGGCCCCCCUGGAGCUCCAGGUCCACAAGGUACACCAGGAGUACCAGGAACACCAGGAACCCCGGGAGAACCAGGAUCUGUUGGAAAUGAUGGACCACCUGGUCCAAAAGGUGACAGCGGCCCACCAGGCUCACCUGGUUCAGCUGGAUCUGAUGGACCACCGGGCCCAGUGGGCUUGCUUGGACCUAAAGGAGAUGAAGGACGUCCAGGUGCACCAGGUGAACCAGGACCCAGAGGUGAAAGGGGAGAGGAUGGUGAAAAAGGACAUAUGGGACAAAUGGGACCCCCUGGACCUGCAGGAGAAGCUGGUGAACCAGGACUUAAGGGUGAAGAAGGAUCUCCAGGUAAAGAAGGUGAACCAGGAACACCAGGACCAGAGGGCCCUCCAGGACCUCCAGGUGACAUUGGACUUCCAGGUACACCAGGACAACAGGGAGAAAUGGGCCCACCAGGAACACCAGGCUCAGAUGGUAUCAUAGGACCCAAAGGUGACAGAGGUUUCCCAGGUAGCAGAGGAGAACGAGGUCAACCUGGCCCUGCAGGUGUUACUGGACCUCAAGGACCACCUGGCCCACCUGGACAACCUGGACCAGUAGGAGAGACUGGAGUGCCUGGGCCUUCGGGAACACCUGGAAAUCAAGGACCAGUAGGUCCACCUGGCCAGAUUGGACAGAAAGGAAGUCAAGGAGCUAAAGGUGUUAAAGGUCAUCAAGGAGCCAUAGGCCCAACUGGACCACUUGGACCACCAGGACCUAAAGGAGAGCCAGGAGCUAAAGGACCUGAAGGUCCCAAGGGUGACACUGGACCUCAGGGACCCACUGGACCACCAGGACCACAGGGUAAUGAUGGACAGCCUGGCCCUCCAGGACCAGAAGGACCUACAGGACCUAAAGGUGAACAUGGUGCAACUGGACCUAAGGGAGAGAUGGGACCUGUGGGACCACAAGGACAACCAGGACCACCAGGGGAAUACAUUGGAGCUGUGGGAGGACCAAGUGCUUUUGUCAGGCCCCAGGGUGAUGAGGCUGAAAGCGAGAGGAAGAAGAGGAAGAGGAGAAAGAGGAGGCGAAGGGCCACUGAGCCAGCCAACAUUGAUGAUGACCUUGACAGUGUCAGAGCUAAACUAAUUGCCAAACAACAGGGUGGAGCUAACAUCCAGGUGAGUGAGGUGAUUCAGGAAGUGUCCAGAGUAAUGCUCAACCACAUUGAUACCCUGAAGAAAGAAGUGGACAGCUUUAAAUUCCCUGAAGGCAAGAGAGAAAACCCAGCAUUGUCAUGCAGAGAAAUCAAACUGGGCCACCCCACAUUCAAAACAGGCUGGUACUGGGUUGAUCCCAAUCAGGGCUCUAUUGAUGAUGCCAUUCAGGUCUGGUGUAACAUGACAGAUGUUGUGGAGACGUGUGUAUACCCAACACAGAAAACCAAAUCAGCUCCAGAAAAGUUUUAUGAAAAACCCAAGAAGCAAGUUUUCUUUAAAGAUUUACCUGGUGGACUGAAUAUCCGUUAUGUAUCCAGUAUCCAAAUGAACCUGCUGAAACUUUUGUCUGAGAGAGCUGUCCAGAGAUUCACCUACUUCUGCUCUGGUUCUGCUGCCUGGCACAAUGACAAAACAAAUGACCUGAGUAAAGCCAUCACACUGCUAGGUGAUAAUGAGUAUGAAUUUGACACAGCCAAGUUUGAUAAGAAGAAUAUAAUCCAAGAUGGAUGUAAGAGCAUGGGACAGAAUAGCUUUACAACUUUUGAAAUUUCGACAAAAAAGCUAGAUCGACUCCCUAUCGUAAACUUUAGGCCUGUGGAUUAUGGUGGUUCUAAUCAGAAGUUUGGUUUUGAAGCUGGGCCUGUCUGCUUCCACUAGACACAGCAAUAUAAAGCCAAAGCUUCAUCAUCAUGUGUUGUUUGUUUUGUUUUACAAUUCUGUUAUUAAGAUUUAAUUAAAAUUUUGUCAAAUUUUGUUAAAAUAUCUUAAAAAGACUGAAAUUGUUUAACUACCAGUUAAUUAGAACACAGAAAGCUAAGAAAAUAUUUUGGUCUGAAAUUAAAAAAAAAAAAUUGGGGGAACACCUGAACAUUAUAACUUGGCUGCAUCUUUGCUCUUUUACAAAGAGUUUUUUUUUUAAUCUUUGUUUUGUAACAUGCAAUUUGUAUCUUUCAUUUUUAUACCAUAUUUUUUUUUAUUUACUUGGCAUUUAGUCAUCUUCAUGUUUGUUUUUUAAAAUAGAUUUGUGAUACAGUGAAUCCGUCCAGUCAUCUGGACUAAACAUUUUUUACACUGACACAAGAUUGCAUUUUAUGGUUGUUAUAUUUACCUUGUCUCUGGUCUAAAUGUAGAUAAUUAUAUUUUUUACUUAAUUUGUAGAUGUAAUUAUUUAGUUUACUUUUUUGUUUCUUUGUCCAAAGUGAAUGUUAUUUGUUCAUAAAAGAGGCCUAUUGAUUAGAGACUUCACAUUCUUAAUUUAAAUGAUCCAGCUUGGUGUUGACAAUCUGUCACUACAAUCUUGUGUCAGUGUGGGGAGUGCAGUCCAGUGACACAAUGUAUCAUGGCAUCAUUAGGCUCAGAUAUUUGUUGUGCUGCUGAAUGUAUGUAUUUCUCCUGUCUCUAGCAUUAAUACCAACUGGUUUCUCAACUAACUCUCAAAAGCUUAUCAAUUAUGUUUUCAAUUCAGUGAUGUUCUUUUGAUGUGCAGACUGUUUUAACUAGAGGAAGACUGUGACUAGAAUCUUACCAUUGUCUUUUUAGAAUGUAAUGAUCUAGAGAUAUUAAUAGUGUAAGAGUAAACUAACUAGAUUCUAAAAGAUGAACAGAUUUUAUUGAUGCAUGUAUACUGAAAUUGAAGAGUUAUGUUAGGGGUAAAAAUGUUUUUUGAUAGAAUAAAUCCACCACUGCCAUUGUAAGACAUCAUUGUAAGACAUCACUUUAAAAAAAAAAAAUACAUUUAGAGAACUAUU